ACAGCCAGCCAAUGGCAUCGAAGCAGAGACUCGGACCAGCCAGUGCAAUACACGAUUCCAGGUUAAGGUGGGGCAGGGAGAGAGAGAGAGAGAGCAUGAGCAGCAAGAAAGACAACACACAGACGAAGAAGAGGCUGCUCCAUCACCCCGCAUCCAGACACUCACACCCAGUAUGAACAUGUCCAGCAGCUCUGCUCUGAUCCAGCAGAUCUAUCCCUUCCACGAUGGCUGGAACAUUGCCUGCUUCAUCAUCCUGCUCCUCUUCAUCCUCACCAUCCUCUCCCUCGCCACGCUGGCGUUCCUCUAUGAGCUGCUGGACUGCGGAUGCUUCACCAAAACCAAAACCGUUCGUGACCUGCGCCGCCAGCGCGACGAAGUGGUUUAGUCAUAGCCAUGGUGACAGAGGACACGGUCUCCAUAGGAACCCCAACAGCAGAUCGGUGGAAAAGGCUGCAGAUUUGGACAGAGCUCGUCGCCAGAUUGGAGUCCCAUAAAACACGCCAGACACACACAGAGACAGAAGCACUCCACUCCCACUAGCUCCAACAGCAAUACACAGCACAGGUGUCUCCACGGCUUAAAAUCUUAGAUGAGAUUUACACCAGAAAGAGAGGGAAAUCUAGCUUGUAUGUGCACAUAAUUGUCUCCUCUUCGUUCAGUAUUCCAGUACUAUUGUGUGAUGAUGACUAUAUAAAACUGUUGCGUCUGUUGUUUACAUGAAUCUUUCCCUUUGUGUGGGAUGACAAAGUCUACAUGUCAGAAUUAUAGAAUUAAUAAGUCACGUACAAUAUGAUUCGACAACUUCAAGCAAACAUCACACAGUAUAUUUGGAGUAAAGGGAAUGUUUGUACAGUAUGUGUAUAUUUACAUUCAUUUUUAGAUUGAAUAAUAUGUGAAUAGUUGUUACGUAUAACAGUUCUAGCUAUAUCAAGAAGUAGACUAAAUGUCAAUUAUUGCAUCUUUGCAAUGCCUUAAAACUGUGUAUUUAAUUAUAUAAUAAAAAUCACACAAG
Cyprinus carpio (common carp) is the source of this 1012-nucleotide messenger RNA. RefSeq names its product small integral membrane protein 18 (gene smim18). The record is from RefSeq and is a predicted model, not a curated record. Lineage: Eukaryota; Metazoa; Chordata; Actinopteri; Cypriniformes; Cyprinidae.